AUGUCGAUUCUCGCCCUUCUUCCACCACUUCCGCCCUUCCUUUUCUCGGCCCUCGUUGUAAGCGGCCUCGCCUCCAAAGCAUUACAUAUUGCCCUACAUAUUCGCUCGUUACCGUUCCUCUACUUCGUUCUAUAUUCGCCUACGCUCAUUCUCCCCGAUGUCCUCGUGAUAAUAUGUGUGCGGGUGCUGUUGCGCUUCCAUGCGCCGGAAGGCCGUUGGCAAUGGCUCUCGACCGCGCUCGGUGGGGCGCUAUCCCUGAUCACAUGGGGUGCCUCCUCCAUCCAGUUUGGCUUCUUCAUGCAGACCGGUGCCGAGGUCGCCUGGGCCGCUGGGGGUAGUUUCCUCAGUGAUCCGGCCGCCAUGAAAAUCCUCCUCAGUGGUAUCUCCACCGUCUCCGCGGCGGCUACUGUUCUCGGCCUGGUAGCCUGGCUGAUUCACUCGCACGUGUACAACCUCACCGGACUCGGGUUGCAGGCAAUCCGAGAUCUGUGCGUGGGCAGCUAUAGAGCGCGCUAUACAUUAAUUGCGUCCCCUAAACAAUCAUGCAUGGCCUCCCUGGAUCUCCGGUCGCUCCGUCGCAUCAUCCCCGCAGUCGCCAUCACGGUCUCGCUCGUCUUUUUGGAAAUCUCCCGUCCCUCAAUCCCUUAUGACCACCUGUCUGGCGCGCUGCCUUUGACGCUGCUUGAGGCGUUCAACAAAAAGACUGCUACGGUGGAGGGAUGCCGGGAACCAGUGGUGCCUUUCCCUGAGCUGAAGUCCUCGCAUCAUCUGUUCCAACCGGACGGGGCGUUUGUGGAACAGUGGUCCAGAGCGUCAUGGCUGCCCGAAAACCCACCAGCGGGAUUCAGCCGCUGGGACAACAGCCCGCAUGAUCGCGCAGAGAAGGAUAACCAUUUCUCUUUCGUGUGUGGAAGCGACGAAGGUGGAUUCUUCAACCCGAAAUCUGAUCCACUCAAGAUCUCGAACUUGGGUGGUGAGAUUUACGAGCCCCUCCAAAAGGCAUUCAAAGAACACUCUGUUGAGGUCAACCAUGUGGUGCUACUGACCCUUGAAAGUGGUCGCAAAGAGCUAUUCCCUGCACAGCAGGGAACACCCCUGUUUGAUGGUCUUCUCGCCUCUCACAAGAAGCAGAAUAUCGAGGAGGCAAUCGAUCGCUUGGUCACUAUGACCCCUACCGCCCAGCAGUUGACUGGUGAAUACGCUAUUGACAGCAAGGGCAACAAGGUCGACUUGAGCAACUCUACAUGGGAAAACCCGACCCCGGAAGGGAUGGGUGGUCUCAACGUCCGUGGAGCCAUGACAGGAAGCUCUCUGACUUUCAAGAGCAUUUUGGGGAGCCACUGCGGUGUCCACCCAUUGCCCGUGGAUCUUUUGGAAGAAUCCCAGCUCGAGAUUUAUCAACCUUGCUUACCCCAAAUUUUCGACUUGUUCAACAUGGGUAAAGAGCAGCCCGAGCAGCCCAAGGGAAACCACAGCCAAGCCGCUAGGAGUACUUCUGAGGCCGUGAAGAAUCCCUGGAAGUCAGUCUUCAUGCAAUCGAUCACCGAUGACUAUGAUCGCCAAGACGUUCUCAAUGAGAACAUGGGCUUCACACACAAGGUCGUCAAGAGUGACCUUCAAAGCUCGCAUUCGAAGUACAAAGCCAAGGGCAAGGAAAUCAACUACUUCGGAUAUGCCGAGACUGAACUGCAGCCAUACGUGCGUGAUCUCUUCGAGGAGGCCGCUAACAACAAGACUCGCAUGUUCCUUUCCCACGUCACCAGUACAACGCAUCACCCCUGGAGCACACCAGAUGACUUCAAGAAGGAGCCUUACAUGAGCGACCAAGGAAGCAUCAACCACGACCUCAUGAACAACUAUUUGAACGCCGCGCGCUUCGUCGACAUCUGGCUCGGUGAUAUCAUGAACAUGCUCCAAGAAACCGGCAUCGCCAACGAGACCCUCGUUGUCGUCGUUGGGGAUCACGGCCAAGCUUUCGGUGAAGACAACAAAGAUAUGACCGGAACCUACGAAAACGGUCACAUCAGCAACUUCCGUGUUCCCCUCGUCUUCCAUCACCCACAAAUGCCUCGCGUUGACAUUACCGCCAACGCAACCGCCCUCUCUAUCAUCCCAACCAUCCUCGAUCUUCUUGUCGAGUCCAACUCUUUGGACGAGCGAGACUCGGAAAUCGCCUCCGCUCUCCUUCCUGAAUACCAAGGCCAGUCUCUACUGCGUCCCUUCCUCUCCAGCGUGGAAGAAUCACCCCACCAUGGCAGCCACCCACCGCCACCUCCCCCUCCCCCCGAGCGUGAUGUCUCCCAACCCGAGGCCCGCUCCCACCCCGAUGGCCCACCCAAGCGCUCAGUCUGGAACAUGGGUCUCAUCAAUGCUGGUGGCUCCAUGCUCUCCGUCACAACGGCUGGUAUGCCCUACCGCUUGAUCCUGCCUCUAAAGGAAGAAUUCGAGUAUACCUUCACUCACUUAGGUGAAGACCCCGGUGAAACCCACCUCACCAAAGCAUGGACCCUUCCCGAGCUGAUCAAGGAGGUCAAACCCAAGCACGGUGAGGAAACAGCCAUCUGGCUCGAAGACGCCGAAAAGGUCGGCAAGUGGUGGGUCACCGAACAAAAACGCAUCUGGGGCUACCGUGAAGCCUAA
Messenger RNA from Penicillium salamii, 2640 nucleotides. The record is from the annotation of a GenBank genome assembly. Lineage: Eukaryota; Fungi; Ascomycota; Eurotiomycetes; Eurotiales; Aspergillaceae.